This is a messenger RNA of Lepisosteus oculatus (spotted gar), 1932 nucleotides long. Its product is annotated as coiled-coil domain-containing protein 190. The record is from RefSeq and is a predicted model, not a curated record. NCBI's taxonomy places the organism in Eukaryota, Metazoa, Chordata, Actinopteri, Semionotiformes, Lepisosteidae.
CUGCUUACAGAAAUCGAUCAGCCACAUUCUCCUUGUUGCCACAUUCCCUUUGUGACAAACUACCUCCGUCGUGAGAAGAUAUUUUGUGUUUUGCAAUUCCAAAUGUUUCAUCUUAAAAUACUUUGGCGUGUGUUCUACUCCUCAGAACGCCUGUAUUUAAAUCACACAGUUACACAGACAGAAACCAGAAGCUACUUUGAGAGUUGCCAAGGACAGGGGGGUGCAAGUGUCUUAAUCGAGUUGUAAAAUUCGAUUUCUUGGAAUCUGUAAAGGAACAGCUCACUAAACCCGUGGGAUGACUGAGACGCUUGUCCUGUGUAAUGGACUACUGCGUGUAACUUUCCUGAGCACUGGUAGUAUUGCCCAGCAGUUUCGCUUUUGUUGUGAAAGGUGGAGGAAGUCCUGUACAUCACGGAGGCAGGACGAUCGUGAGCAGUGUCCGAGAACGGGGCUAGUGUGUCGUGACGCUCCUGGACUCAGACCGCAAGCUCCCUGGCCAGCUUUCCCAGCAGUCUGAAACUAUCAGAUUUAAAAACCCCUUUUAUUAUUACGACAAUGCAUCUUUUGAAACACCCUACCGAAAACUUCUGUGUUUUCUGCGGACCGUGUUGGUAACAGAAUUUGAGUCUUCAGUUUCCUUGAAGGGGGGUGUAGGGGGUUGUGAUUCGGCAGCGCAGAAGUGGAGUACUCCCGCGGUCCCGUGGUGCCGUAAAGCUCCUGCUGGGAGUUGCCGCCCACUCUCCCCCUCUGUCUCCUGCCGGCGACGAUGCGCGGGCUGGACGAGGAGUGGCGCGAGGCCCGGCGCGGCGAGGCCAGGCUGGCGCAGGGGCUGCAGCGGCUGGAGGCGGCCCGGCUCUACCACGUCAACAGCCUGCUGAGAGAGCAGCGCCGGCUGCAGAGGGACCUGGGCGCCCUGAGGCACGGUAACUCCUGGAGAAAGAUGGUUCCCAGCCUGGGGUCACGACCUCACGACCCACUUCCUGUCGCUGAUCGCCCAGUGCCGCCUUACAAGAGAGCCUUCCUACCCACAAUCCCCCAGGGUGGCAAAGAACCGAACAGUUUGAGUAGGUCCCAGAAGGCCCUUCCUCUGCGGACAGAGGGCCCUGCCCUGGGCUUGCAGGCCCGGGUUCGGGAGUUCGUGGCUGGGGGGAGCCACAGGGGGUCGCUGGGCGAGAGCUCCGCAGCCCCGCUCUGCCUGCCGGACGUCAGAGCGCAGACAGCGGCUCGGCUGAGCAGCUCCGCUCGGGGGGAGGGGGAGCAGGAGCCCCCCCCGGCCCCAGACCCCGAAGCCUUGGCCCCCGACGGGCGACUCCGCACGGUUUACACCCUGCCCAGCUUCCCGCAGGCGCUGUCCGAGGCCCGCAAGGCCCGCUACCUCCGGCACCGCGGGCAGCCCGAGUGUGAGCGCGAGCUCUCCCUGCGCGAGAUCUUCGCACGCCCCGUCCCAGGCGGCAAGGCUGCUGCACGCUCGGACCCUUGAACCCCCCGUCUCCUGGCUGACCCCUGACCCUUGACCAUUAACCCCUGACCCCUGACACAGGCCAGAGCUAAACAAUCCAGGGCCCUGUGACCCUGGUGUCUGCUGGUUUUUGUGCCAGUUAAGGUCUUGAUUAUUUAAUUGCACCCUUCAUCAAACUAAUAAUUGGACCAAUCAGACUUUUGAAUUGUUUUCAGCUGUGAGAGAUGUGAAAGUUGCCUACCCACACAAAUAAGUAAACUGAGUCCAGCUGGACCUAGAAGCAGCAGACACUGGUGUCAAGAGGACCAGUACUAGAGAGCCUUUAUAGCCAGCAGCCAUAUCACCCUGCUACUCACAACUGGCAACCAGCUGUAGCUCAGCAGUGGGAGCCUGGCCAGACUCCUGGGAAAAACGAAGGUUACUGCAGGAGGAGCUGUUAGUGGGGCCAGUAGGGGGUGCUCACUCUACAGCCU